Tachysurus vachellii is the source of this 2102-nucleotide messenger RNA. RefSeq names its product aminomethyltransferase (gene amt). The coding region runs from base 117 to 1361 and encodes 414 amino acids. The record is from RefSeq and is a predicted model, not a curated record. NCBI's taxonomy places the organism in Eukaryota, Metazoa, Chordata, Actinopteri, Siluriformes, Bagridae. Gene Ontology annotation, biological process: glycine catabolic process. Gene Ontology annotation, cellular component: mitochondrion. The transcript is spliced from 9 exons. Gene Ontology annotation, molecular function: protein binding; aminomethyltransferase activity.
GUUGAUGAAUAGAAAGAAGAGUGAGUUAAAUUAGGAAAACUACACAUUCCAGGAUUCCGCUCAUUCCGCGCUCCAUGUUUUUUCCGCUCCGGUAGCCGAAGCUUCGGGUUUAUACAAUGCUGGCUCGAGGGCUCGUGAGCGGCCGAGUUGGGCUGCAAAGCCGAGUUUCUGUUGGAUUCCUACAAACUGCGGUACCGUGUGGGAGAACAGGACAACACGAGAGAUACGGGACAGCUGGGGUGGCUCUGAAACAAACUCCUCUCUAUGAAUUUCAUAGAGCUCAUGGUGGGAAAAUGGUGGAGUUUGCGGGAUGGAGCAUGCCUGUGCAGUAUAAAGACAGCCACAUAAACUCGCACCUCCACACACGCCAACACUGCUCCAUCUUUGAUGUCAGCCACAUGCUACAGACCAAAAUCCAUGGGAAAGAUCGAGUAAAGUUUAUGGAGGCAUUAAUUGUUGGAGAUGUUGCAGAGCUGAAGGACAACCAGGGCAUGCUGUCUCUCUUUACUAACGAUAAAGGGGGCAUCAUGGAUGACCUGAUAGUGACUAAUACAGAUCAGGGUUAUCUGCAUGUGGUGUCCAAUGCUGGCUGUGCAGACAAAGACUCUGCUCAUAUGGAGGCAAAACUGAAGGAGUUUAAAUCCGCAGGACAUUCUGUCGAUUUAGAGUAUAUGGGAGAGAGUUUGAUUGCAAUACAGGGUCCGUCGACAGAACGUGUGCUCCAGGAGGGUGUGUGUGAGAACCUCAGAAAGCUGACCUUUAUGACCAGUAUUUUGACCACAGUGUUUGGCAUCCAGGGCUGUAGGAUCACCCGCUGUGGAUACACUGGCGAGGAUGGGGUUGAAAUAUCAGUUCCAAGAGGGAAUGUAGUAGAGUUGGUGGAGCGACUACUGGUCAAUAGUGAGGUUAAACUGGCUGGCCUUGGUGCAAGAGACAGCCUUAGACUAGAAGCAGGACUCUGUCUCCAUGGCAACGACAUUGAUGAGACCACGACACCUGUGGAAGCAAGUCUCGUAUGGACUAUAGGUAAGCGUCGUCGGCAGGCGAGGGAUUUCCCUGGAGCUGAUGUCAUUGUUCCACAGAUCAAAGCGAAGCCCAAGAGGAAAAGAGUGGGACUUAUGUCUCACGGCCAACCAGUCAGACAGCACACCCCCAUCCUCAGCACCGAUGGCAAAGUUAUAGGUAAGGUCACCAGUGGCUGCCCAUCUCCCUGCCUAAAGCAAAAUAUUUCCAUGGGUUAUGUGGAGACAAGCUUCAGUAAAGUAGGAACGCCUGUUCAGGUGGAGGUGAGGAAGAAGAUGAUACCAGCAGUGAUCAGCAAGAUGCCAUUUGUCCCUACAAACUAUUAUACUGGACAGUAAAGUAACCACAGGGCGAUCAAAUCAUUCAUUUUGCAAAAUAAAUCAUUUUUAAAAUAAAGGUCUGUCAGUGAAAUAUUUUUAACAGUUUAUAGCCACUUGGAUUUACUGCUGCUGCAUAACAGAGUGAAAUUAAUUUACUAAUGUAGAGUGAGAUUCAGUGACUGCAUCUCACAGAUAUCUUUUCCAUAUUUUUAUGUGAAAGUCCAAUACAGUAUUGUGUCAAAACCGAAUACAAAUACAAUACAAACCGAAAUGUAUUUUUAUUCUAUGUUUUAAAAUCUAGAGAACAAACUCCUCUCUUUUAUGUUUGUUUAAUAAUCUUGACCAACAUGUACAGUAGGCUACUAAAGUUAACAAUAAUAUAAGUACAGUCAGUCUCCUGUGUGCCUACUUGGUAGUUAUUGUGGAUAAUAAUCAUUUUAACCCUAAAAGUUUGUACUACAGAGUAUUAGUUUUGGUUUGCAUUGUGUUAAUUUCUGUACAUUUGAACUUUUCACAUUUCCAUGGACUUUUUAAUUCCAAUGAAAAAUGUUUGUCCUUUUUUUUUUUCAUUUUUUAAAUGUGUAAUAUUUCUUAGAGUAUGUAACAUUAAAAUUUUAAAAUGUUAACAUCUAAGGAUAUUAGGUUAUAAGUGUAAAAAGAUUUAUCAAAAAGAUUAUGCAUUUCACACUAUUAAUAAACUGACUUAGUGAUUUAAUGUUUUUAUGGUGCUUAUGUUAUAUUAAAUGAUCCUGAUCUGAA